Entelurus aequoreus (snake pipefish) is the source of this 2878-nucleotide messenger RNA. Its product is annotated as oocyte zinc finger protein XlCOF20-like. Bases 86 to 1087 code for a protein of 333 amino acids. The record is from RefSeq and is a predicted model, not a curated record. NCBI's taxonomy places the organism in Eukaryota, Metazoa, Chordata, Actinopteri, Syngnathiformes, Syngnathidae. The transcript has 2 exons. Gene Ontology annotation, molecular function: DNA-binding transcription factor activity; RNA polymerase II cis-regulatory region sequence-specific DNA binding. Gene Ontology annotation, biological process: regulation of transcription by RNA polymerase II.
GACAAGCACAGGGGUCGCGCCCACUAGAGAAAAUGGUAGCGUGAACAAAUAAAACAAAGACGCAAACAUUAAGUUUACACUUGAGAUGGAUCGAGAGCCGCCGCGAAGUUUGUAUCCCGAGACACAGUUACAAAGUGAAGUGCUGCCAUCAGACGUCCUCAAGGUGGUCGUUGUGAAAGAGGAGCAGCAGGAGGAGCCAGAGCCCCCUCAGCUGAAAGAGGAAGAGGAGGAGUCUGACAUCAGCCAGUUCCAGGUGAAGAGUGAAGAAGAUGAAGAACGAGCCGAGUGGUCACGGCUUCAUGGCGGCAAGGAGGCGACGAGUCGACAAGAAGCCGACCUUAUCUUGGGCUCGCUGGUUCAGGCUGACGACGUGACGUCAGACUCUGGUGACACGGACGUCAGCGACGACAACUGGAUCAGUACCACCGCGCCCGCUUUAAACCCCGGCGACCACAGAGAAGCGGCUGCGAGCGAGAAGUUCGAGCCUCACGAAGCGUCGCUGACGUGCUCGCAGUGUGGGAAAACGUUCUUGUCCAAGUCGAGCCUGAAAUGGCACAAGAAGGUCCACGCUGAGAAACUCUUCAGUUGCAUCGUUUGCAGCAAAAGGUUCCGGAAGCGCUCGGAUCUGGUGGUUCACUUCCGGAUCCACACCGGGGAGAAACCCUUCUCCUGCUCCGUUUGCGAGGCCAGCUUCGCCAAGAGCAACGCGUUGGUUCAGCACAUGCGGACGCACACCGGCACCAAGCCUUUCAGCUGCUCCGUUUGCGCCAAGAGCUUCUCUCAAAAAGGUCACAUGAACAUACACAUGCGCACGCACACCGGCUCCAAACCUUUCUCCUGCUCGCUGUGCGGGCGAAACUUCUCCGAGAAGGGUCACUUGACCAGACACAUGGCGGCGCACUCCGGAGAGAAACCGUACGCCUGCUCAGUUUGCGGCAAAAGGUUCUCUCAGAAGGGUCACAUGACCACACACAUGGUGGCCCACACCGGAGAGAAACCGUUCGCCUGCGACGUUUGCAAGCAGCGCUUCACCUGGCACUCGCAGUUUAAAAGACACAAGUGUGUUGAGGGGAAGAGCGCCACCUAGUGGUUCUGUCAUUGUCAUGUGGCACUUGCAAAACAUUUAUUCCACUUCUAACUUAAUAAACGACUCAAGUUUUGCAUGUUCGCACUGCUUUUGUCAGACCUCCUCUCAUGUUUGUAUGUUGUGACACAUAAGACAUAAGCUUCCUUCUUCCUCUUUCCUGCUGGUCUACCAGUACUGUGGCUGUCGCCAUGGCAACGCUACAUUUAGUCCUAACUCAUCAUGUAGAUACAUUUAUUCAGUGACGUGCUGUGAGGUUCAUGGCUGGUGAGGUGAGGCCCUGAGUCAGCCGCUUCAUUUCGAAGUCGGAAGACGUCAUGGACAUGCAACUGCCAGCUCACGUACGCCCCCUCAAGUUAAUCCAGUGUACUGAGUGUAUAUUCCGGCCAGACAAAAUACACCCGAACUUUCCGGGCAGCAAGCUGUUAGCUGCUAACAUUCAGCAUACAAUUAAUGCUGAUACACGUUUACUUGCUUCCUUCUACUUCUGUUCUGUGAUAUGUCACACACAAUCUCUAAUGAAAAAAUUCGCCCUGCAGGCCCUACUCAGAAAACAGCAUUUUCAGUGAGUAAUGAAAAUGUUUACAAGACCCUUCAUUACGCAGACAAUACACGGCUCGAACCGGAUGACAUAGACCCAGACACCAUUUUUUUCCACACAAUUAGCAGUAUUUAUCACUAUUACAAAGUGGAACAAUAAAAACAUACAUUCAGAAGAUAGGCUAUCUAUGAUACGCAUCAAUGGGACGGCGUGGCGUGAUUGGGAGAGUGGCCGUGCCAGCAAACUGAGGGUUCCUGGUUCGAUCCCCAGCUUCUACCAACCUAGUCACAUCCGUUGUGUCCUUGAGCAAGACACUUCACCCUUGCUCCUGAUGGGUCAGGGUUAGUGCCUUGCAUGGCAGCUUCCGCCAUCAGUGUGUGAAUGGGUAUAUGUGGAAAUAGUGUCAAAGUGCUUUGAGUACCUUGAAGGUAGAAAAGCGCUAUGCAAGUAUAACCCAUUUACCAUUAUCAAUAGCAGAAGCAUGUACGCCAACUUCCUGAGAUAAUCAACCUUUUAAAGUAAUUAGAAUUUCAGAGACAUGGCUGGAUGUAGGGACUCACGUUUGAGUUGGAAGGAUAUGAAUUUAACUACAUCAACAGAAAUCAAAAGCAGAAAGUGGGGAUAGAUCGUCCAUACACUUAGGAAGGAUCCGAGAAACAUAGCAAGACAAGCCCUGGACUAUAAUCCUCAAGGCAAGAGGAAGCCAGGGAGACCAAAAUCCAACAAGAGGCGGUCCACUCUUGGUGAACUGACCAAGAUGGGGACCUCCUGGCAAGAAGUGAAGACCAUCGCACAGAAGAGAGUGAGGUGGAGAUCCAUGGUGGACGCCCUAUGCUCCCAAGAGGGCCAAGAGGAUUAAGACAAAGACUAAGAAGAACAGAAACCAUAAGAGUGGAGGCGGAGUAGGGGUAUAUACCUGUAGUAUGGGAAAAAUAAUAACUUUUAAGUAGUAAAAGAUUAAACAAAGGCUAUUGAUAACAUACCAGAAUGUAUAACAAUAGAAAUCCACCAGGAGAAGAACUAUUGUUAUAGUCAGCUGCUUACAGUAACCUAUUUAUUUAUUUAUUUAUACAUGCACCUUAUUGCUUUUUUUUAUCCUGCACUACCAUGAGCUUAUGUAACAAAAUUUCGUUCUCAUCUGUACUGUAAAGUUCGAAUUUGAAUGACAAUAAAAAGGAAGUCUAAGUCUAAGUUAUACAGAAGACCAAAAUCAGUCAGAGAAAUGCAUGGACUGGAUCAAUACAAUUUACACA